UGAACAGAGUAUCUGCCAGGCACGAGCUGCUGUUAUGGUUUACGAUGAUGCCAACAAGAAGUGGAUCCCAGCUGGUGGCUCCACAGGCUUCAGCAGAGUCCACAUUUACCACCACACAGGCAACAACGCCUUCCGCGUGGUGGGACGCAAGAUCCAAGACCAUCAGGUGGUGAUAAACUGUGCCAUUCCCAAGGGGCUGAAGUACAACCAGGCCACGCAGACCUUCCACCAGUGGCGCGAUGCUCGGCAGGUCUACGGCCUCAACUUUGGCAGCAAGGAGGACGCCAACGUCUUCGCCAGUGCCAUGAUGCACGCACUGGAGGUGCUCAACUCCCAGGACACAGGCCCCACGCUGCCCCGACAGAGCCAGCAGGUUCAAAAUGGCCCCACGCAAGAGGAGAUGGACCUCCAGAGAAGUGUACCAUCUUCUGAUGACUACUCCCAGCAGGAUAACACUCCAUGUCAUAAAGCAUGAAUCAUCUCWGACUGG
Molecule: messenger RNA, 490 nt
Organism: Austrofundulus limnaeus
Lineage: Eukaryota; Metazoa; Chordata; Actinopteri; Cyprinodontiformes; Rivulidae
Product: protein enabled homolog
Biological process (GO): actin polymerization or depolymerization; axon guidance; actin polymerization-dependent cell motility
Molecular function (GO): profilin binding; SH3 domain binding
Source: RefSeq, a predicted model, not a curated record